Prunus armeniaca (apricot) is the source of this 213-nucleotide messenger RNA. NCBI's taxonomy places the organism in Eukaryota, Viridiplantae, Streptophyta, Magnoliopsida, Rosales, Rosaceae. The record is from the annotation of a GenBank genome assembly.
AUGCAUCAAUGCCUUACAUGUCUUCCUUACUCAGUUAAGUCAAGGGAUACCAACCUAUGUGAGAUUGGCAUUGGUUUUGUUGAUGAUGAUCAUUAUAUCCUGGUUCAUUUGUCUUCAAGUCAUCCUAUGCUACUGGUUUCUAGGAUGUGGCAUGAACAAAGUGACACAUGCAAUGUAACACAUUUGUACUCAAGGUAUGAAGGUUCGAUUUAA